Hirsutella rhossiliensis is the source of this 1485-nucleotide messenger RNA. RefSeq names its product cytochrome p450 domain-containing protein. Bases 1 to 1485 code for a protein of 494 amino acids. NCBI's taxonomy places the organism in Eukaryota, Fungi, Ascomycota, Sordariomycetes, Hypocreales, Ophiocordycipitaceae. The transcript has 7 exons. Gene Ontology annotation, molecular function: heme binding; monooxygenase activity; iron ion binding. The record is from RefSeq and is a predicted model, not a curated record.
AUGUUGGAGCAUCUGUCCUGUCUUCACAUAUCACUGAGCCUUGGGCUCAUUGUGCUGCUAUUCCUCGUCCGGCGCCUCUACUGGCACCCUUUAAGCCAAUUCCCAGGUCCCGUGCUGCCGGCGUUGACCAGCUUCUACCAAUUCUACAUGUUCUGGACCGGCCAGGAAGGCGAGUGGUAUAGCAAGCUCCAUGAGCAAUACGGUCCGGUGGUACGAUGCGGCCCAAACCACCUCUGCUUUAACGAGCCUUCCAUGAUCACCACUGUCUAUCAUAGACACGCCGACAAGACGGAUUUUCACCAGGAGUUUUCCUGUUCGACCGCGGUCUUCAACAAAAAGUCCCACACCGACCACGCCUCAGCCAAGCGUCGCUUUGGCCAUGCGUACUCUCUGCCAUGCGUUCAGCUCUCGGAGCACGCCCUCGACGACCAAGUCACCCAGUUGAUGUCGAGUCUCCGAGCCGAGUCGCAGAAAGCUCCGCGAGUCGAUCUUGGGGCGUGGAUCAGAUACUUUUCGUUCGACGUCAUCGCCGCCAUGUCCCUGGGGAUUCAGUUGGGAUUCAUGGAUGCGAAGGGGGAUGUCCGCGGCCUCAUUCGCAACAUGGGGCAAACAACGGCCUUGCAGCAGCGGCUGUCGCUGUAUCCGCCCAUCGCAGCCUUCGCGCGAAACAACCCGCUGGGCCGGCGCCUCUUUGUUUCCCGCCCAACCGAUCGCCGGGGCUUGGGCCUGUUCAUGGCGGAAAUCCGUCAAGUGGCUCAGCAGCGACGGGCGUGCGCCGGCAAGCCCCGGUAUGAGCACUCUAUGUUGGACCAAUGGCUUGCCUCUCCUUCGCCGCCCAACGACCGAGAGAUCCCGCUGCAAGAAAUCGAGGACCAGCUUCUCAUGGACAUGAUGGCCGGCCCCGAUUCCAUUGCCCUCAUGGUCACCAACCUGGUCUUUCUCAUUGCCCAUGACCCCUCCAUCUUUCAUCGAGCUCAGGCGGAAGUCGAUGCGGCCUUCGUGCAGGGCCGUCUCUCCGGCAAGGUCCCCGCGUACGAGGCCUCCCGGCGUCUCCCAUUCAUCACCGCCUGCGUCAACGAGGGGCUUCGUUACAUCGCAUCCACCUUCCCUCGCCGCCGCUGCUCGCCGCCGGGGCAACCCUUCUCCCUGGCUGGCAAGUACGUCCCCCCCGGCACGUCGGUGUCCUCCAGCGGCGCCACCAUUGGCCGGCAUCCGGAUCUCUACGGCGACCAGGCAGACCAAUUCCUGCCUGACCGGUGGCUGAGUGCCUCGGCAGAGCAGCUGCAGGAAUGGGGCCGCAUGGAUGUGCACUGGGGAGUGGGGGUUCGAAAGUGUCUCGGGAAACACAUCGGGUUGAUGGCUCUUUACAAAGCAAUUGUCAUGCUCGUUCGGACCUUUGAUCUGCAACUCGAAGAGACGACCUCGAUCAACAAGUGGAGCUACCCAUCCUCCGAGUACAUGCUGAUGAGACCGCGGGCUCUGUAA